AAGUAUUGUGUGAUUUAAUGGUAGAGGUGUUGGUGUUGUAAAUAAUAGGCGUUUCUUUGAUCCCAACAUAAAUUGCAUUUCAAUUGUUGUAUUAAAUUGUAUUGAAUUGAAGCGUCGGUUGAAGUGAUGGCGAGUCAAACACAAGGCAUUCAACAGCUGUUGACCGCCGAGAAGAGGGCGGCGGAAAAGGUACAGGAGGCGCGCAAACGGAAGGCCCGACGCCUGAAACAGGCCAAAGACGAGGCCAACCACGAGAUCGAGAAGUUUAAGGCCGAGCGGGAGAAGCAGUUCCGCGAUUAUGAACACAAACACAUGGGCUCCAGGGACGAUAUCGCGGCCAAAAUAGAGGCCGAGACCCGCAUCAAAAUGGAUGCCAUGAAUAAGACGGUCGGAACGGCUAAAGACAAAGUGAUUGAAGAC
Messenger RNA from Medioppia subpectinata, 420 nucleotides. The record is from the annotation of a GenBank genome assembly. Lineage: Eukaryota; Metazoa; Arthropoda; Arachnida; Sarcoptiformes; Oppiidae.